CUGGACCCGUUUUUAUGAAGAAUUUUCUGACAUAAGCACUUCUCCAGAUUCCUGAAGGCCUCCUUACCUUCACAGAUGCGCCUCUCAGAACAAAAUAGAAAAUACUCACCAGACUCUUUUCUGCUCCCAGGAUGGUGGGCUCAGUGUGAAGGUUAUAACAGCCAGUAUAUCUGUGAGAGGGAGACAGCCAGGCCCUGAGAUAAAGGUUUGUGAUUCUGCGACCUCACCUCCCCGAAGAACCACAGUUAUUAGUUUACCUUUAGCAAAAUUGCAGUGCAUGCUAGGAAAGUCAAAAAUAUUUUUUCUAAUAAUUUGUUUCCAUUCUCAAUUACCAGAAACAAUUACAGUGUCUAGUGAGCAUCUCCAAAGAGACUAAUGCAGUAUUUAGAAGAGGCUUUUUUAUUUCCAUGGACCCUGGAAGCAGACAGGGGCUCAGGUGGAGAGUGCAGGACACGCUGAGGUCUGAGCCAUGAGGGACUCUCAGCAAAUUGUACACCUCACGCGACCUUCUGCUUCCUUGAGUUCUGCUCAAAAUCUAACUUUUUCCUGACUCUGAGAACCAUAUGCUUCCAGACCCCUUCUAGAUUAUGGGAAGGCAAAUGGGAUACCAUGAAGAGACCAAGAAGGAUCUAUUAAUGCACUAAGAGUGAAAUGAAGAAUGUGAUGUCAAUAAUUGAUAGUCUGAAACAUUAAAUGGCACUUUCUGAUAUACAUGAAUGAUUAAAUAAAUAAUUGGGAGAUAAGAGACCCAACUCCUAUGCAGAAAAAUUCCAAAUAACUCUUGUAGACACUCCACCUCCAAGGAGGUGGAAUACACAUAACUCCCAACUCCACAAAUGCAGGCUGCACAGUGCUGCUUCCUUUUAAACAAUACAAUAUGGCAGGGAGAGAAUGUGAGGAUUUUUAUAGCUGAGAAACCUGACAGACACAGCCUCAGACAGGUGAUCAAGGUUGACAUCCAAAGGGGAUUAAGUAAUGUUAAUAGUAUACACCUUUGAUAGGAUGUGAUAAAAAUGGCACUUCUCAUUGGUUUUUCUCCCCAGUAUACUUAACCUUUGUCUAAUCAUGGAAAACAUCAGACAAAUCCCAAUAGAGUGGCAGUCCCCAAUAACACAUUGACAGCCCUGCUACCUAACCAGUACUCCUCAAAGCUGACCAGGUUAUAAAAAACAAGAGUCUGAGAAUCUGUUAGAGCCAAGGGGAGCCUAAAGACACAUAAUGGUUAAAUCUAAUGUGGUGGCCUGGACAGGAUCCUGGCAGAGAAAAGGUCAGGGAGCCGAAGGCCUGUGGGACGUGACCAACUCAGCAUUCCUCUGGAGGCUAUAUGAUCAAACAGCAAACUGUUUAUCAAGAAUGCAGGAUAUGGGCAAACUCACACUUCCCUGCCACCAAAAGGUUUGCUGAGGGACAUGUCUCCCUUGCACCGGGCUCCUUGAAGUUAUCUAAUGAGAAAUCUAGCACCUAUUAUUCAAAGGAUGCAGUCUUGCAAGCCUGCUGUGAACCAAACGGCUGACUGACAAUUACCUGACAAUCACCCUGCCUUUCUCGCUCUCUCUUUUGCCUAAUAAAUAUGGAGGGCUGUGUAAAGCUCAGAGCCCUUGUCCACUAGAGGCAAAUAUACUCUCUUGUCUUUUAUUUCCACAUUUGCCCCCUUUGUUCAAUCCCCCUAGGUCCAUGUGGGUUACAAGUGGCGCCUGAACAGGGACAGAAUUGGGUGCUUUAUAAGUGGCAUCACGAAGUGGCACCCUGAACAGCGACAGUGGCAUCCAAACUCGGGACUAUGAGGACAUAAACGAAGAAGGUCUGCUGGAGCAGAGGAACUGAAAUUGACAAGGUGAACAAGGACCCCGGGACGAGUCUGCCGGCAGCGGAUAUAAGACACAGGAGUGUUGCCAUGUUGUCCAAACUGGUCUCGAAAUUCUGGAGUCAAGCAGUCUGCCUGCCUCGUUCUCCAAACGUGCUGGGAUUACAGGCAUGAGCCACUACGCCUGGCCAAGUAUUCGGUAUUUAUAAAAUCUACAGUAGUACACAGUUAUGUCGUAGGCCAUCACAUUCGGUCACCACACACUCACUGACUCAUCCAGAGCAAUUUCUAGUCCUGCAAGCGCCAUUCAUGGAUUGACUUAUAAACAGUCAUGCUAUGUGAUGAAGAAGCCCAGAAGAGGAAAGCAAAGGAGUCAGGGAUGGCUCUUCCUCAGGGACGCUUGACAUUCAUGGACGUGGCCAUCGAAUUCUCUCAGGAGGAGUGGAAAUCCCUGGACCCUGGACAGAGGGCUUUAUACAGGGACGUGAUGUUGGAGAACUACAGGAACCUGGUCUUUCUGGGAAUCUGUCUUCCUGACCUAAGUAUUAUUUCCAUGUUGAAGCAAAGGAGAGAGCCCUUGAUUCUGCAAAGUCAAGUUAAAAUAGUAAAAAAUACAGAUGGAAGGGAAUGUGUCAGAAGCGUGAACACAGGGAGGAGCUGUGUAUUGGGAAGCAAUGCAGAAAACAAGCCUAUUAAAAAUCAACUUGGAUUAACCCUUGAGGCACAUCUGUCUGAAUUGCAGCUGUUUCAAGCCGGAAGGAAAAUUUACAGAAGUAAUCAAGUUGAAAAGUUUACAAACCAUCGUUCCUCAGUUUCACCACUUCAAAAAAUUUCUUCUAGUUUCACAACACACAUUUUUAAUAAAUAUAGAAAUGAUCUUAUUGAUUUCCCAUUACUCCCACAAGAAGAGAAAGCAUACAUUAGAGGAAAAUCUUAUGAAUAUGAAUGUAGUGAAGAUGGUGAAGUUUUUAGAGUCCGUGCAAGCCUUACUAACCAUCAAGUAAUCCAUACUGCAGAGAAACCUUACAAAUGUACUGAAUGUGGCAAGGUCUUCAGUCGCAAUUCACACCUUGUAGAACAUUGGAGAAUUCAUACUGGACAGAAGCCUUACAAAUGUAGUGAAUGUGACAAGGUGUUUAAUCGCAAUUCAAACCUUGCACGACAUCAAAGAAUUCAUACUGGAGAGAAGCCUCACAAAUGUAACGAAUGUGGCAAAGCUUUUAGAGAGUGUUCGGGACUUACUACCCAUCUUGUAAUCCAUACUGGAGAGAAACCUUACAAAUGUAAUGAGUGUGGCAAGAACUUCAGGCACAAAUUUUCUCUAACCAAUCAUCAGAGAAGUCACACGGCGGAAAAACCUUACAAAUGUAAUGAAUGUGGCAAGGUCUUUAGUCUGCUUUCAUACCUUGCACGGCAUCAAAUAAUUCAUAGUACAGAGAAGCCCUACAAAUGUAACGAAUGUGGAAGAGCAUUUCACAAGCGUCCGGGCCUUAUGGCCCAUCUUCUAAUCCAUACUGGAGAGAAACCUUACAAAUGUAAUGAAUGUGACAAAGUCUUUGGGCGCAAAUUAUACCUAACCAACCAUCAGAGAAUUCAUACUGGAGAGAGACCUUACAAGUGUAAUGCAUGUGGCAAGGUCUUCAAUCAAAAUCCACACCUUUCACGACAUCGGAAAAUUCAUGCUGGAGAGAAUUCACUGCGUACCUUACAGAUGGAAUGAAUGUGGCAAAAUCUUUAGUUAGAAUUCACACCUAGCACAACAUUGGAGGACUCAGGAGAAAAACCUUACAAAUAUCAUAAAUGUGGCAAAGAAUUUAGUUUGCAUUGAAGCCUCAUCACUCAUCUCUUGAUCCACACUGAAAGGAAACCCUACAAAUGUAAAGUUAAUAACAUAUAUAAAUAAUCUAUAAAGAGAGAACAGUUAUAUCAGAAUAGAGCAUUUAAUGAAAACUACCAGUAUAGCAUAUUCUUGAGUAGGAUUCACAUUUAACUGCUGGCACCGUAAUUUGUAACUCUUUGAUUUAGAAUGUACAUACUUCUCAUGUUUUAAGUAAUAAAGUUUAAAGUUUUUUUUUAGUUUUUUCUUUUUUUUUUGAGACGAAGUCUCGCUGUAUUACCCAGGCUGGAGUGCAGUGGCAUGAUCUUGGCUCACUGCAACCUCCGUCUCCCGGAUUCAAGCAAUUCUCCUGCCUCAGCCUCCUGAGUAGCUGGGAUUACAGGCAUGUGCCACUACUGCCCGGCUAAUUUUUGUAUUUUUAGUCGAGACGGGGUUUCCCUCCGUUGGCCAGGCCGGUUUCAAACUCCUGACCUCAAGUGAUCCACUGGCCUUGGCCUCCCAAAGUGCUGGGAUUAUAGGUGUGAGCCACAGCGCCCGGCCUAGUUUAAAUUUUUCUUAGUGUGAAUGAAUUACAUCCUUUCUACCAGCGUUGUUUAAUCUUACCUCAGGAGGAUACUUUAUAGUAGAGAAUAAUAACCCAUUAUGAUUUUAAGGUUGAAGCAGCCAGAAAAGUGUGUGUGUGUGUAUGUGUGUGAGACAUAAAACAACAUACGCUUCUGGGUGCAAUAUACUUAAGUAAGUAUGAUGUUGAGUAAUUACACUUAGUACUUGAGUUAGUUUCUCUGUACUCUGGUGUAGGAUGUUUAUGUGGGUAAAGUCAAAAUCACUUUAAUAGUACAAUUUCAGCCUUGUACACCCUCAAAUGUGUGUGAGUGUUAAAGAGUAUGCCCUGUA
This is a messenger RNA of Homo sapiens (human), 4535 nucleotides long. It is a transcript of the gene ZNF610, whose product is annotated as zinc finger protein 610. The record is from RefSeq and is a predicted model, not a curated record. NCBI's taxonomy places the organism in Eukaryota, Metazoa, Chordata, Mammalia, Primates, Hominidae. The coding region runs from base 2136 to 3524 and encodes 462 amino acids. Gene Ontology annotation, cellular component: nucleus. Gene Ontology annotation, biological process: regulation of DNA-templated transcription. The transcript has 6 exons.